Messenger RNA from Dichotomopilus funicola, 2862 nucleotides. RefSeq lists its product as uncharacterized. The transcript is spliced from 2 exons. The record is from RefSeq and is a predicted model, not a curated record. NCBI's taxonomy places the organism in Eukaryota, Fungi, Ascomycota, Sordariomycetes, Sordariales, Chaetomiaceae. Gene Ontology annotation, molecular function: carboxypeptidase activity. The coding region runs from base 1 to 2862 and encodes 953 amino acids.
AUGCCGCCCUCCCAAGAUCAGCGGUACGCCCCCGUCCCGCCAAUACCGACCUACGACGAAGCCAUCGCCGGCGGCAGCAGCUCCCACAACAAUGACGAUGCCGCCUACUACUCCCACCACCAACAACAACCAACCGAAUCCGAACACCAAUCCCUCCUCACCACCUCCUCCCGCCACGCCUUCGAAUCGCCCUCUUCCACCUCCUCCCCAGCGCCCUCCUCAGCACAUGCUCCCCUAACCGGCCGUCGACCGCGCGGCUACCGGGCCCCGACAGUCGAAACCGACGACGAGAGCAGCCUGUUCAGCUCGGACGAUGAUUCCGAUUCCGAUUCCGAUGACGACCGUGAGGCGGAACAGGUGCGUCGCGAGAUGCAGGAACUGGAGAUUGAUGACUCGGAUGUGCGUGGUCGUCAUAAUCGCUCGUUAUGGGGGAAACGGAUUGGGCUGUCGCUGCCGCAGUGGCGGUGGAAGUGGAGGUUGAGGAUGCCGAAUUUGCGGCGGUCCGCUGGGACGGGUGGAAGUGGUAGUGGGAAUGGGAGUACGGGCGGGGGAGGAGGGGCGGACGCGGCUGCUGCGCCAACGUCGGGACAGGAGGAUGGGUCGAGGUCUUGGUUUGGCCUUACGCGUCCGCCGUCAUUACCUGCUAUCAGCAACCCAGCCAUGUUCUUGCUCGUGGGCCGGACCCUGGCUAUCUUUGUGGUACUGGGAUUCCUGUAUCUGCUCAUCUCGAGCGACCUCUUCAGCAACAUGGCCCAACGCAUGGGCAGUCGGCUGUUUGAUCCAGAAAGCGUGCGCGCACAUGUCCAGGGCAGCGUCGAUGCGCGGCAUAUCCGGGACCAUUUGAAGCACUACACCAGCUAUGCGCACAUUGCUGGGACGGAGGGCGACUUUGCGCUGAUGGAGGAUACCGAAAUGUUGUUUGAGAAGUACGGCCUGGAAGGGGUCAGGCGGGAUGUGUUCCACGUGUAUUUGAACUACCCUCUGGCUGGCGGCCGUGCGGUUGAGAUUCUGGGCGAGGGUGGCCAGGCAACGUGGUCGGCGCAGUUGGAAGAGGAGGAAGCCGGGGAACGGACGGCGGGGCAUCAGACGUUUGCUUUUCAUGGGCACUCCAAGUCUGGGGACGUCAAGGGACGACUGGUGUACGCGAAUUAUGGGACGCGGGAAGAUUUUAAGGCGCUCCAGGACAAGGGUAUUAACACGAACGGCGUCAUUGCCCUGGUUAGGCACCAUGGGCCGGUGGAGGAUGUCGCGUUGAAGGUCAAAGCGGCACAGGAUGCUGGGGCUGUGGGCUGUAUCACGUACAGCGAUCCGGUGGAUGACGGGUUCCUGAAGGGCGAGGCCGCGCCCAAGGGCCGGUUCAUGCCCGCUGAUAGCGUGCAGAGGGGCAGCGUGAGCUUGCUGAGCUGGGUCGUUGGAGACGUCCUGACCCCCGGCUGGGGCAGCAAGGAUGACUUGCCGCGGAUGAAGCUGGAGCAGACUAAAGGGAUUGUCAAGAUCCCCAGUAUCCCCCUCCCCUGGCGCGACGCUCAGGGGCUGCUGCAGCACCUCCAGGGGUUCGGCGAACAGGUUCCGAAAGCUUGGGUAGGCGGUGUUCCCGAUGUCGACGAUUGGUGGACAGGCAAUGGCUCGUCCCCGAUUGUGCGCUUGAAAAACGAGCAAGACGAGGUCGUCAAACAGCCCAUCUGGAACGUCCACGGCCAAAUCACGGGCAUCGAACAGGGCGAGAAGAGGGUCAUCAUCGGCAACCACCGCGACUCGUUCGCCUUUGGCGCUGUCGAUCCCCACUCCGGCACAGCCAUCAUGCUCGAGAUCAUCCGCAUCUUCGGCGAUCUCGUUGCCCGCGGCUGGCGACCCUUGCGCACCAUCGAAUUCGCCUCCUGGGACGCCGCCGAGUACAACCUGAUCGGCUCAACCGAAUUCGUCGAGCAAAACGACGACGCCCUCCGCGAGGACGCCCUCGCUUACAUCAACCUCGACAAGGCCGUCGCCGGCGGCGACAACUCCCUCCACGCGGCCGGAUCCCCCGUCUUCCACAGGCUCCUACUCCAAAUCCUCAACCGCGUCGCCGACCCACACUACAACGCCACGCUGCGCGACCGCUGGGACCACCGCCAGGGCGAGAUCGAAGGGCUCGGCCGCGCCGACUCCGAUUACGUCGCCUUCCAAUCUAUCGCCGGCACCUCCUCGCUCGAUCUGCGAUUCGAAAACGACGGUGCCAGCGAUGCGGACCGUCUUCCGCUGCACCGCUCCAGCUACGAAAACUUUGAGUGGAUGGACAACGUCGGCGACCCGGGGUUUAUCUACCACUCCCUGCUCGCGCAGGUUGUGGGUCUCCUCGUUCUCGAACUUGCCGACCGCCCGGUCAUGCCCUUUGACUUGCCUGCGUAUUCAGACGGGCUGAAACGCUGGGUCAAGACGUUGGAGAAGUGGGCUUCUUCUGAAAGUCUGCUUGAGUCUGCGAAAAAGGCGGCUGGCAGUAUCUCGUUUGAUGGGCUACGUCAGGCGGCAAAUAAAGAUGUCCCCGAUGCUAUAACCCGGUUUAUCAAAUGGGAAGCGAGCUGGGAAAGCACCGUGAUGGCAUCAAGCGGGUGGGAGCCCGCGGGGCUAGGCCGGCAAAGAGGGGAGUACAACGCGCGCAUGGCGGCCUUUGAGUCGGAUUUGUUGGAUCUGGCCGGGAUCCAGGGCCGCACCCAAUUCAAACAUGUCGCCUUCGGCCCGCAAGCCUGGUCCCGCGAUUCGGAGGCGUACUUCCCCGGUAUCCGGGACGCCAUCUUGUCGGGGAAUGCUACGUUGGCGCAAGAAACGGUGGAUAAAGUCACUGAGGUGUUGACGCACGCGAGUUCGAAUCUUAUAGCGCAGUAA